AUGGCGGCAGCUUUCGCAAGGACUCUUACUGAGUCUCAAAUCGAAGAGGAAAUUAGAAUCGGGAAUAAGUGGAGGGAAGUCGUUAUAGACAGACCAGUCUCUGACGAUAUCAAGACACUGGUUAAAGAUGAUCUUCUGGAGAAGUGGCACCACUACAGGGACUCGAAAUAUCGCGACAACAUACGACCCGCUUGGCAUUAUGAAGAGUAUCGGACGACAUUGACAGUUCCAGAGGGUACCAUUGAAACGGAGGAUUUACAUGCCCUCUGCAAUAAACCCACUGCUUUUUACUGGUUGCUGUCAGCGCAGCAUCUCAGUUUUCACGGUACAAGCUGGGUCACACACUCAAUCAUCUUCCAGGCUCUACUUGACGAGUGGCUCCGGUGCUAUGACUGCAAGCCAAAUAUUGAGUAUGGCCAUUGUUUUGCAGCUCCAAUCAAGGUCUCUGAGACUGGUCCGUCUACCCUGCGUGGAGUCAUUGACGCCCAUGCCGAAGUCUGCAGACACAUCGACAAUGAAUUGCGAAAGGCCAAAGAUGAUGCCCAAACCCCGAAUUCGCAAGGGACAAAACCAGACAUAGCAAAAAACUACUUCCUGCUUCCCCUCUUCCGUGCCAUCGUCAUGGUGAUCGACAACCUUGAUGGCUGGUACAACAAUGGCAGAGAUAAGUCAGACGACUGCCCCAGUGUCCGCAGGGUCAGCAGGUACCAGAACGUGCUACUCCUACUCACAGGAGUCGAGACAGGAUUGAGUGCACCCAUAUCCUUCCAAAGUCUCAUACCUCAAUCCCUCUUUCUCGACCGAUCCGAUAUCAAAGAAAAUGACGCCGGCGUAAUCAGAGUCCCCUUAUGCACAGCUAUCCAAUUCAUCGUCGCCCUCGAAAAGAGGGAGCACCUUGCUGCGGGCGCCAAUUCGAGAUAUUAUCCCCCAUUUGAACCCGAGCUGUGUCCGUCGCGCCCGGUUGUCAAUGCUGAAGUAUGGGCUGAUUCCCAUUUGUUUGCGGCGGAGAAACAUGGCUGGAAUGUUGCGUACACUGAUUCAUGGGAGGCGAUUCGGCGUGUCAAAGCUGGGUUGGAGGGAGAGCUAUUCUAUGUGCUUGAGCCUUGGGUCCCGCCGGGGGCUUAUAAUUGGAAGACGGAGUAA
This is a messenger RNA of Bacidia gigantensis, 1143 nucleotides long. RefSeq lists its product as uncharacterized. Bases 1 to 1143 code for a protein of 380 amino acids. The record is from RefSeq and is a predicted model, not a curated record. The transcript has a single exon. NCBI's taxonomy places the organism in Eukaryota, Fungi, Ascomycota, Lecanoromycetes, Lecanorales, Ramalinaceae.